UCCGUAGGAGAAAGCUGCGGAUUGACCCCUGUAAAAUAAUCGCUCAAUUGUUCGCCGAAAUUAUGAGAAAACUUCGAUAGGACAAACAAAGGUCAAAUGUAUAGGAUAUGCGUUGUACCAAUAAGCACCAUACUUUCCAAGUAAAUAUCAGCUAUAUGGCGAAUAUAUAAUAAAUCAAAUUGAUUCGAGUGUUUGUAAAAUAACGCACUGUCCAUACUUUACAAUGAAAACAGAGGAUGUAGGAUUUUUGAGGACACUAAUCGUAGGAAAGUUUCCUAUUUUUUUCCUGUUUAAUUGUGGUGUCCUUCAACACAGUGUAUUACGGUAUAUGUCAAACAGGAAGUGUUCGGCUUUCGCACAGUAGGUAAUGCGUGACCAGUUUGCAGAUGAAACAACUCAAGAUUUUUUAUUUCUGCUAUAGCCAGUGCUAGAGAAUUCUGUAUUUUUGAUUGCACUUGAAAUAAUAUCUAUCAAACAACAAAGUGACUAGGAAGUAUAAAGAAUGUUACAAGUUGGGUCUGUAAAUAUUCUCAGGAGAAAGUCAUGUGUCCGUGGCUCAAUAUUCUUCAACUUCAAAUAUUGCUGUCAUAUAGCGUUUAGGAAACUGAGAAUUUGCGAAGCGCUUAAUGGAGAUGAAGUCGGAAAUCAUGUAAAAAUACAGGGCUGGGUCCGAUCUGUUCGAGCACAGAAGAAUGUUCUCUUCCUCGAUGUCAAUGACGGCAGCUCGAAGAAGAGUCUCCAAGUGGUCGCUGAUCCACAACUGAAUGACAAGAAUCUUACAUUUGGAAGUUCUGUGCAAAUCUCUGGAAGUCUGACAAGAAGUUCUCACAAAAAGCAGAAUGUUGAGCUCCAUGCACAGCAGAUCCUGGUAGCUGGGCAGUGUGACCCUUUGGAUUUUCCAUUUAAAGUAAAGGAAAGACAUGAUAUGGAAUACAUCAGGCAGUUUCCCCAUUUGCGCUGUAAAACAAACACAUUUAGCUCUUUGCUGAGGAUACGGAGUGAGGCCACAUCUGCCAUUCAGGCAUUUUUUAAGGAGAAUGGAUUUUUGCAUGUUCAUACGCCAAUCAUCACUUCAAAUGACUGUGAAGGAGCUGGUGAACUGUUUAAGGUUGAACCCUCAGGUCAGGAUAAAAACCCGGAAGAAACCCAGGUGCACUUCUUCUCCAUCCCGACUUUCCUGACUGUUUCUGGACAGCUUCAUCUAGAGGUCAUGACUGGGGCUUUUUCACGCGUUUACACGUUCGGCCCGACUUUCCGAGCAGAAAACUCUCAAAGCAGACACCACCUGGCAGAGUUUUACAUGGUGGAAGCUGAGAUCGCUUUCACAGAGUCGCUGGAGGACAUCAUGAUGGUUAUGGAGAAUCUGUUUAAAUUGACCACAGAGAGAGUUCUUGAUAAAUGUGCAGACGAUGUACAGUUGUUUCACAAGUAUGUUGCACCUGGACAUUGGGACAGUCUACAUGUCAUGCUGAAGAAUAAAUUCAAGGUGAUCACUUACAGUGAAGCCAUUGACCUGCUGAAACGUAGUUCUGAGAACUUUGUUUUCAAAACAGAGUGGGGCUGCGAUUUGCAAAAAGAGCACGAGCACUACCUGGUGAAGCACUGUGGUGACGUCCCAGUGUUCGUCAUCAACUACCCCUAUGAGCUGAAGCCUUUCUACGCCCGGGAUAACAACGACGAGCCCCGCCACACUGUGGCCGCUGUCGACCUGCUGGUGCCAGGGGUGGGAGAGCUGUGUGGGGGCACUCUCCGAGAGGAGAGGGAGCGGCUCCUGGGGGCACGGCUAGCAAAUGCUGACAUGAAGGAGCAAUAUCAGUGGUACUUGGAAUUGAGACAGUUUGGCUCAGUUCCUCACGGUGGGUUUGGAAUGGGCUUUGAACGCUACUUGCAGUGUGUUCUAGGAGUGAACAAUAUUAAAGAUGUGAUCCCAUUUCCUAGAUUUUCUCACUCAUGUCGACUGUAAAAGUGUAUUACAUAAACAUUUUUGCUAACAAAUGUAAAAUAAAGGAAACUUUCAUCUUAA
This is a messenger RNA of Brienomyrus brachyistius, 2023 nucleotides long. RefSeq names its product asparaginyl-tRNA synthetase 2, mitochondrial (gene nars2). Bases 503 to 1963 code for a protein of 486 amino acids. Lineage: Eukaryota; Metazoa; Chordata; Actinopteri; Osteoglossiformes; Mormyridae. Gene Ontology annotation, biological process: asparaginyl-tRNA aminoacylation. The transcript is spliced from 14 exons. Gene Ontology annotation, molecular function: asparagine-tRNA ligase activity; ATP binding; nucleic acid binding. The record is from RefSeq and is a predicted model, not a curated record. Gene Ontology annotation, cellular component: mitochondrion.